UUUUAUUAUAAUGCUUAACGCUUGGACUCGUGCUAUUAUAAGUUUGAUAUAAUGGUGUUUUGUGCUUUCUUUGUUAGAAUAAAUGAUAAAGCUGUAUUUUUUUUAUCGAAUUUUACAAAAUGAAAUUGUAUCGAACGAUCAGGCAAUCCGGAACUUCGCCAAGAGCCUCGAGUCGGCGUUGGCGGCGGGCGCGACGGACGCCCCGGCGGCGGCGGCGCGCGCGCAGGCGGCGGCCGCGGCGGCGCUGGCGGCGGCGCUGCGGCGGUACACGUCGCUCAACCACCUGGCGCAGGCCGCGCGCGCCGUGCUCGCCAACCACCACCAGAUACAGCAGAUGCUGUCAGACUUGAACCGCGUGGACUUCCGAGUGGUCCGCGAGCAGGCGGCGUGGGCGUGCUCGUGCGGGAGCGCCGCCACCGCGCAUCGGCUCGAAGCUGACUUCAAGGCGACGCUGGGGCGCGGCGCGUCGCUGGAGCAGUGGGCGGCGUGGCUGGAGACGUGCGUGCGGGACGCGCUGGCCGCGCACGAGCGCCGCGCCGACUACACGGCGCGCGCGCGCCGCCUGCUGCUCGACUGGUCCUUCUACUCCUCGCUCGUCAUACGCGAGCUCACGCUCAGGUCUGCGGCAUCGUUCGGGUCGUUCCACCUGAUUCGUCUGCUGUACGACGAGUACGUGUCGUACCUGAUUGAGCGUCGCGUCGCUGCGCACAACCGCGCGCCGCCCAUCUCCGUCAUGCAACGGCCCAAGGAGGAUGAGGAGGAGUUGACCGAGGAGGGCGGCGCGGGCCGCGAGGAGGUGGACGACGAGGAGCACGAGUGGGAGUGGGGCGACGACUCCGACGACGACGACGACUCCGGCGACAUCAAGAAACCCAAGCUCAGCGACUGAACACAGGUCAGUGCACGCCAGGUUUCGUAGUGAUAAUGACCAUUCAUAAUUAUUUUGAUAAAGGUACAUACUUUGAUUUUUGUACUUUAGGGCUUGUUAUUAAAAGUUAUCUUUAAACAACUAUCAAAUAUGGUUUUUCUGAUAGAGAUAAAGAAAAGUAUUAAAAACCCCCCCUUUUUUUAAAUUUUUUAAUGUUUUCAUUUAACUGUUUGUUCAAUGUGAUUUCACAAGUAUUUUUUUUUUGGUUAGUUGUUAUAAUUUAAAACAACAAAAAUAAAAGUUUAUUUGAUUAUUAAUGCCUUUAUGUAUUUAAUAAAUUGUUGCCUGUAACUACGGAUAAUUAUCAGAUAUUUAUAAUUAACUUGAUGAUGACCUAUUUUUGCAUACUAAUAACAAUAGAUGCAUCUGGAAUAGUCCCAUCACUAGAAAAAGGUCUCCCCCAAAUAUUUCAUCGACGGUCGGUUGCCCGCGCUCGUCGUCCUACGCUUCUCGAUCCAGACCAGCAAGUUUACUCUUGAACUGAAUCGCGAUCCAUCGACAUUUCAAUUGUGACGUUUCGUUUUAUGACUUUUGCUUUGGUACCCUAGCGCAAAUUAGCUAUAUUGCGUGGCUAUUGAAUGAACUAAUACUUACUUACUCGAAGUUAGUAAGUAUUGAGUUUUUGUUUCGAUUACAAGCUGAUUUGAUGAAAAUUAAGAUCGUGAGAUGGUCAUUGGAUUGGAUUGAAAUUGACAUUGAAACUGCGUUCAAGAGUAAGCCUGCAGAUCGUCGGUCAAUCUAGUGGGAGACUUGCUAUGUAUGGUCGCCACUCUAGGAUUUCACUGCCCCAACCGCCAUGUAUUCUACGAGCUACGUGUCCUAAGCAUUGCCACUUCAGGCUAGCAAUUU
Messenger RNA from Diatraea saccharalis (sugarcane borer), 1777 nucleotides. The record is from the annotation of a GenBank genome assembly. Lineage: Eukaryota; Metazoa; Arthropoda; Insecta; Lepidoptera; Crambidae.